This is a messenger RNA of Aspergillus caelatus, 1900 nucleotides long. RefSeq names its product leucine-rich repeat domain-containing protein. The record is from RefSeq and is a predicted model, not a curated record. Gene Ontology annotation, molecular function: protein binding. NCBI's taxonomy places the organism in Eukaryota, Fungi, Ascomycota, Eurotiomycetes, Eurotiales, Aspergillaceae. The transcript has 2 exons. Bases 229 to 1782 code for a protein of 517 amino acids.
CCGGUGCGCAGCCGGUGAUGUGAUCCGAUCUGCGAAAAAUAAAAAAAAAAAAACGGUGUCGUCUGCGCAUAUACCUCUCUUGUCCAUUGAACCCCCUCAUCUCGUUCCCACAAGACACGCGCCACCUGCAUUUAAAACAGUCCCCACGAUCGCACGUUCUUGCCCGUCCUCCGUCUUGUUUUUCCGGCACAGAAACGUGCCAACCAGUGGCAGAUUUCGUCUGACAUCAUGGAUAACGAAGUCCCUCUGCCCCCGCCCCGGCGCAUCCGGCAUCGCUCCCCAACGAAAACCCCCGUCGCGUCCGGCUCGUCGCUUCGCAAGACGUAUCAGCUCUCGCGCUUUGAUGACCGUUCCAGCCAGCCGUCGAGUGACCCCGCGCUCUUUUCAAGUGAUGAUAUCCCCGCGUCUGGUCUAGAGAACUACCAUGCACCUAUCCCCUCCGGGAGCAGGAAACGACGAUACCGCGGCACUUGGUGGGGCGAGAUGGUGAAGGAUCCGAAGCGGAAGAGGGCGGAUUUCAAGGAGAAGCGACAUGUGGAUAGCGGUGUAUGGAUGGGCAGCGAUGAAUCCGGAGCGGAUUCCCUGUUGCCGUCGGAAGAUCCGUCGAUGUGGGGUGAGGAGUUGCUGAAGGAUACAACCAGUUCUACAGUAACAGGGAGCGGGGCUGAUGUCCCUAUGCGUGAUAGCGACCGGUGGACAGCACAAAGUCAGCCAUGGACGCAGCGGAGUGGUCUGAAAAAGGUCGAGGAGCCCAAAGAGCAUCAGGCGGCACGGAAUAUUGUCAACGAAUGCUUGGAAAGUGGACAGGAUAGCGUCGACUUAAGUAAUUGUUAUCUGAGGAUUCUCCCUCCUGGCUUGCUGCGGCCUUUGCAGCAUCUCACUAAACUCCCUGCUAUCAUCGAACCUCCUAUCACCGAAGAUGUCUACAGCUCCUUACAACCCUUCCUGCGUUUAUUCCUUACCGGCAAUUCUCUGCAAUCAGUGCCUGGGGAAUUGUUCGAGCUUGGCUCCCUGAAAGUCCUUAGUCUUCGCUAUAACAAACUCACCGAGAUCCCACCGGCGAUAAGAAAGUUGACCUUGUUGCAAGAAGUUAAUCUUGCCGUCAAUCGCCUGCAAUACCUUCCGUGGGAGCUGUUGUGGCUGAUCAAGAAGGGUGACCUGAAACAUAUGAUAGUCCGGCCCAACCCGCUCCUGCAGAUCCACGAGGCAGAGAUUGCCCAGUGGCAUUCACCGGAGGGCACAGAACUGGACUUACCAGAGGGAACAUUGAAGCUUUGUGACUAUGAGGGUCCAGCGCCCGAGGAAGCGUGGGCUCCCAUUCACGUUGCCACCGGUCCUGUCCGCCGAUUUAAUAUGGAGGGCAUGCCGGCCGAUGCUCCAGCUAGCGGCAUGAGCGCUAGUCAACCGGAUCAACAAGAAUCCCGGGUCCCGUCUCUACGGGAAAUAUCUCUUCUGGCGUGCACGCGGUCGACCUUCUUCGACCAGGUCUCAGAUGAAGAGAUGGCUGACUAUCCUGGCUUGAUACUCCGCUUGCUCCGACAGGCCAAGGAGGUUUGGAGCGGUGGUGGCCGGUCAUGCUCGGUGUGCCACCGGAGCUUUGUGCUUGCUCGCACUGAGUGGAUUGAAUGGUGGGACUGCAGUACAUAUGAAAGUGGACUGAAAGGGCCACGCUGUCCGGGUGACAAACUUCGUCCCCUCCCUUUCCGCCGACUAGGUUGCAGCUGGGCCUGCGUGCCGAACGCUGAGGCGGAUCAACAGUCUCAGGAAGACAUGCAGCUGUGAGAGGACUAGUACUGAUAAUUCGGGGCUCGAUUCUGUUGUAUAGAUAUAUGCCUUGGGCGGGCAAUAUUUCUAAAUGCCCAGUAUAGUAUUCGGGUCAUCUAUUCACAUAGGGUGUAUA